Molecule: messenger RNA, 977 nt
Organism: Odontomachus brunneus
Lineage: Eukaryota; Metazoa; Arthropoda; Insecta; Hymenoptera; Formicidae
Gene: Tango14
Product: dehydrodolichyl diphosphate synthase complex subunit NUS1
Exons: 4
Coding region: 155-904 (249 amino acids)
Cellular component (GO): dehydrodolichyl diphosphate synthase complex; endoplasmic reticulum membrane
Molecular function (GO): ditrans,polycis-polyprenyl diphosphate synthase [(2E,6E)-farnesyl diphosphate specific] activity
Source: RefSeq, a predicted model, not a curated record
GCGGCGCUCAUCGGUCACUGUGUGAUACGCGUCAGCGUCGAAAGCACGAGUCUCUCCUCGUGACACUGUGGGACGCGUAGUCGAAUCGCGUGUCAUACCACACUGUUGCGCUACACACGAUUAUGCUGUAUAGAAACGCGAUCGUGCCAACGGUAUGUACACGCUGUUAUACGCGAUGUUAGUACUCAUAUUUCGUCUGUACGGCGCGCUCUGUUAUGUCUGCAUCGUGUUACAACGAUUGUACGCGGACCUCUUCGCCACGACCGUGAACACGACAGCGGAGCUCAAUACGCUCGUGCAUAUACUUGCACGUGCUAAAAAGAUCCCGAAGCACUUGGUGAUCAUACACACGCUGAACCAGCAGUCGCUCCUAGACUGUGUGCGUAUCAUUGGAUGGUGCAUAACACUUGAUAUACCUUACAUCAGCUUCUAUGACCGUAAUGGUUUCUUCAAAAGAAAUGAAAGCAGUCUUAAAGAAGAGUUUGCAAGAAAUUGGCCUGAUUUGAUAGAAUAUAUUACCUGGAAUUCACACACAAAAACACCUAGUCAAAAUGGGAUAACUGGUAGCAGGUCGAAAAUAAAUGUAUCGUUCUUAUCCAACAUAGAUGGUAAAGGGAAAAUAGUAACGUUAACAAAAUCAUUGGCGAAAGCUGUAUCUUUGGGGAAACUUGAUCCGGAAGAAAUCACGGACCAACUAAUCACUGAAAAGUUACAAAUAAAAGGGAUGCCCGAUCCUGAUCUCGCUUUAAUAUACGGUCACAGUUGUUCCACAUAUGGUGUUCUACCUUGGCAUACAAGGACAACAGAAUUUUUAAUGCUGCCACUACACGUUAGUAUCACGGUGAAAGAUUUCAGGUAUACAUUAGAGAGAUAUAGUAAAAGUGUACAACGGUACGGAAAAUGAUAUGUAAUUAUUCUUAUUUAUACGAGAUAUCGCAUUUAUGGUAAGAGAAGAAAUAAAUUAUCAUAAAGACUGA